Caenorhabditis bovis is the source of this 423-nucleotide messenger RNA. The record is from the annotation of a GenBank genome assembly. Lineage: Eukaryota; Metazoa; Nematoda; Chromadorea; Rhabditida; Rhabditidae.
AUGGUUGAUUACAACGAGCGCAUCAAGUUCAUUCGUCAGAUAAAUACGACAUCACAGGCGGAUAUUUUCAUCGGAAUGCAUGGCGCCGGCUUGACGCAUUUGCUAUUCUUGCCGGAUUGGGCGGCGGUGUUUGAGGUUUACAACUGCGGUGACAAGUAUUGCUAUUGGGACCUGGCUCGUUUACGAGGUGUCAAAUAUUUCACGUGGCCUGAGUCAAAGAAUCAUCUAAUCCGACCUGAAAAAGAGGGAAAACAUCCAGCAAAUGGUCAGAAGCAUGAGAAAUUCGCCAAUUAUUUCGUCGACGUCGACGAAUUUGUGCGAAUCGUUCAAAAGAUGGUUGAGCACGUUCGCCGACAUCCGAAAUUUGUGGCGGCUCGGCGAGUAAUUCGCCGAAAAUUGAUGAAAUCGCGAACCGAACUAUAA